Messenger RNA from Moesziomyces antarcticus, 1836 nucleotides. RefSeq names its product swr1-complex protein 4. Gene Ontology annotation, biological process: negative regulation of transcription by RNA polymerase II; chromatin remodeling; DNA repair. The record is from RefSeq and is a predicted model, not a curated record. Gene Ontology annotation, cellular component: NuA4 histone acetyltransferase complex; Swr1 complex. Gene Ontology annotation, molecular function: transcription corepressor activity. The transcript has a single exon. NCBI's taxonomy places the organism in Eukaryota, Fungi, Basidiomycota, Ustilaginomycetes, Ustilaginales, Ustilaginaceae. The coding region runs from base 1 to 1836 and encodes 611 amino acids.
AUGACUUCGAACGAUGUGCGAGACAUCCUCUCGCUGCCGGAGCGCUCCGGAGCGCGGCCGUCGUCCUCGUCGCAACCCUCCGGCUCGUCUUCGCGCAACCGCAAACCAUCCGGCUCGCAUGCCAACCCGCAUCCAUCCACCACAUCAUCGUCGCGGCAAAAGCCAAAGUACGACGGCAUGACGCGCGAGCUUUUCGCGCUGCUCGGCGACAACGCGCCCACGCUCGCCAUGGCUCAAGGUUUGGGCAGCGACGGUAAGCACGGCGCAGGAGCAGGAUCUCUGUUCAAGCCCAAGUUCAAGCGGCGCAAGGAAAAGGUGCGCCAGUGGCGCUGGACACCGUUCCUCAACGCCGCGCGCCAAGACACGCACAUCGACCACGAGACGCCCGAGGUCAACCACGGGCUUGUGCUGCACCACUGGGCACCUGCGCCCGCCGCCUCGGGCGCCGAUGCGACACCAGCCGAGCCCGAGGUGGAAUCCAGAUACGCAUUUGCCGAGUUCAAUACAGACUCGGGCGUGUACAGCUACUCGAACGACGAGUACAUCCAGCACCUGCGCGACGACGACUGGACCAAAGAGGAGACCGACUACCUCAUGGAGCUGUGUGCGGCGUACGAUCUGCGCUUUGUCGUCAUCCACGAUCGGUACGACUGGGCGUCUGCGCAACCAUCCUUCGUGUCCGGGUCGACAGGCGCGCUGUUCCAGGCGGUCAAGGAGCGCAGCAUGGAGGACCUCAAGGCGCGCUACUACGCGGUGUGCAGGCGCUUGAUCCGCUCGCGCAUCUCGACCGACGAUGUCGAGACGCGCCAGGUGCUUCUCAGCACGUAUGCAUUCGACAAGCAGCGCGAGAUCGAGCGCAAAAAGGCCGUCGCACGCCUCUACACCCGCACGCCCGAGCAGCUCGCCGAGGAAGAGGCGCUCUACGUCGAGAUUCGGCGCAUCGAACAGAACGAGGCCAAAUACGCCUCGGAGCGCGAAGAGCUGCUGCGUCUGCUCGGCGGAUGGGAGAGUCUGCCGAGCUCCAGUCCGCACGCCGUCGCUGCAGCAGGGUCGGGCAUCGCCAGCCUGCUUGCUGCUGAUGACGACCAUGCAAAGGGUCGGGCAGGCAGCUCCAAGAAACGUAAGCUUCAACACGACGACAGCACCCCGGGAGCGGAAGAUGCUACAUCCACCACGGCGACACCCGCCGCACGCCCGUCGGCGAGCUUGACGUCCAAGCAGAGGGCCGAGUUGCGACAGGCGCAGUUUGACGAGAUGCAGUGCAUCGUUCGGUACCCGUCCAACGCUUCGGCUGCGGUGCCGGAUGCGCUUGCGAGUGCGCUGGGAACCGCACCGACUGCGCCUGCUUCGGCUUCCACCCGUCCGCCCUAUGCGCAUCUUGUGGGCACAGCAUCGACACUGCCUGCCGUCACGACCAAUCCGUCCAACCCAACGUCGAGUCACGGAGCGUACAUGCGCUCGACGCGUAUGCUUGCUCCUCGUCCCAACUUGGUGCUCAAGACCACGCAGACGCUCGCCGAAGGCACGCCCGCCGUGGGACCACGACUCAUCUUCCCCACGGCCAAGAACGUCGAAAAGUGGGAGAAUCUGAUUGGCGCCGUGACGACGGGAUUGGAGCUGCGCAAACAGCUCGAGCGCGUCAAUGCCGAGCUCCGAAUCGCAAAGCAGCGCAUCGCUGCUGCCAUUCAGUCGACAAACAACCCAGGCGGGCCAAAGCUGGCGGACGUUGAAGACGCCAAAGACCCACAGUCGGAGGGCAACAAGCCAGAUGCAGAAUCGGCACGCUCGCAAGAUCCAGAGUCUUCCCCACCUCCCUCGAUCAAGCCUGAGACCUGA